AUGUCAAUGCUGAGCGCGCGACAAAAUGGUGGAAGCGAAUUGCGCAUGCAUUCCGGUCGCACCGGCGAAUCCAAAAGGCCUGAGGAGAUGGGAAAUGUAAAUGAGGCGGACAACGACCUCGUUGAACAAGACGAGAAGUUCACGACGCUGCUGCAGGUGGAGGGUGCUGACCACGAAGGUGUUCGUCUUGCGCGACAACUGUUACAACAUCACCGUGAAGAAAGGGACAACUGGGAAGUGGACGCGUUCCAGGCGAACAAGAACUGCGACAGUACGUUGCAAGUAGUGCGUGGCACGAUUGAACAAGACGUGCACGACUCGUCCCAGAAGAUGUCGGCUAUGGACCCACGAUAUACCCAAACCUGCGUAUUUAGAUUUGGCCGGUUUAUUGAAAAUUCCUCGAUAAGUAUUGAAUCGCCACUCUUAUCUAUCCCACGAAAAAAGUGUAUGCAGUUACACACUUGUAGUGAAUUCAGCAACGCGAAUUUCUCUGCACGAGAGAGAAAACCUGCAAUGCAGAAAUCCUACGGGAAAACACAUACGAAAUUAGGCUCCUAUGUAUAUCCGGCAUGACAGAGCUUGUCUGUCUUGCUUGGCCUGCAACGCAGUGUGUAAUUGUGCAACUUUUUUCUUGGGAUAUUAUCCAACUCGUCGGCCCUGCUGGUGAAACGACUCAAAAACAGCAGAGCGGAGUGGUGGAAUUUGCAGGCUUCUUCGUCUUUGAAGGAGUUGAUAAAGACGAAAGCUUCCGCAUUGAAGCGUCCCGAGGUCGCGCGCGCCUUUUCAGCUAGACGGCAACGACGGAGAAAAUGAUGAAAACGCCGCGGCUGUUCCGAACAGCCACGGUUUUUUCGUCGCGAAUGUUGUCCGUUUCUGGCAACGGCCGAACCUCCUCGACCGCUGCCAGGUUGGGUGUUUUGACCCAACCUGCACAAACCUGCGGCGCAGGUUGGGUCAAAACACCCAACAUCCUAAAUUUAAUUUUCUCGGCGCGCUUUUUCACAAAAUAAAAUUUUCGCGCCAUGUUGUCCCUCAGCUGAAAAUCGCAAAAAGAAUCCGAAUUCCCCCAAAACAAAUUAACCUCCGCGCCGCGGUUCCGCCUUCGGGCUCCGCUUCUUCGUGGCCCGGGUGCCGUAGGGGUAGGCCCCCCACGUCAUAUCCCGACUGCCCGCGCGCUAUGGUGUGUGUGGAGGUUGCUUGGGUUUUUCUGUGUUGCCUCACCAGGCCAGAGAUGGCUACUUGAUUUCAUUUUUGGAACCCUUCCGGUGUUGAUUGUUUUCAUUUUUCGGAUUAGAAAUUGUCUUCCGACUUUGAUUGAGACGCGCAGGGAACUGAUAACUCAGCGAAUGGCUGUGCCCUGGCGGCCGUGUCAGCGAUGCGGGAAAGAGCCAGAAGUGAACCGAUGUCGAUUAGUCUUUUUGUAGUUGCGCCAGUGAAUGGGAAUACAGCGAAAGAAGUAGGGGCAUGCGCAUGGUGAACUUGCUUCGCUGGCGCUGAGCUGGGGAGGGGAUUUGGAGGGUACGGCGUAUGUUCAUAUGGGUGGCGUUUCAUAUCAAUAUCUAUUGAGGAUUUUUCAAUAUUUCGAGCAAAUGCAAAUACGCAUGUUUGGCGAAUAGUGGAUCCAUAGACUCGUCCCAGAAGAUGUCGGCGACGACCGUGCUGUCGACACACCCUCCUGAGCAG
This is a messenger RNA of Amoebophrya sp. A120, 1683 nucleotides long. NCBI's taxonomy places the organism in Eukaryota, Dinophyceae, Syndiniales, Amoebophryaceae. The record is from the annotation of a GenBank genome assembly.